This is a messenger RNA of Toxotes jaculatrix (banded archerfish), 4726 nucleotides long. It is a transcript of the gene pbxip1a, whose product is annotated as pre-B-cell leukemia homeobox interacting protein 1a. The record is from RefSeq and is a predicted model, not a curated record. The transcript has 11 exons. Bases 286 to 2760 code for a protein of 824 amino acids. Lineage: Eukaryota; Metazoa; Chordata; Actinopteri; Toxotidae.
UUCCUGACACGACACUUUUAUGUGAUUGGCCCAGCCUUGGUUCAGGGGCGGGUGCUCCAAAGGCUUUACUGAAAUCCUAUUGGACGAGGAGCGCCUUGGUCGACGUGACGCAGCUUGGAAUUCCCAAAGUUCCCAAGUUCAGAGGAGGAGAGGAGCGUUGUUCUUACUAAAAAACAAAACGUUUUGAAGGGAAAAAAAACAGCCGACGACUGAGCUGUAGGCAAGUCGGAAUAUCAUAAAGCUGAAUCUGCACCGUACUGUGCCAAGUUGAGCCUGAAGAGGGCGAUGUCUGACAACAGCAAUAGCACAGGCAGCAGUGCGUCCUCAACCAACAGCUGGACCCUCCUCUCCCCCGAGGAAGCUGCUGUUGAGAAUGUCGGGCCUGUGGACGACGGCACUGAGAGCCUGGGUGACGUCCCCAGUCUCUCUGAGGAGGUUGCAGGGGCUGCUGCAGAGUUCAAACCAAGUGACAUUCCAGUAGAAACUGUCCUGUCUGAGGAAGGCCAUCAGGUGUGUCAAGAGACCUCUCCAGAGUCCAGUGAGGGUCCCAUCCCUUCCAGUCCAGCCCGAAUGAGUCCUCUUCCUCAAAACCCCCUUGACCCUGCAGACCUCGACCUGGAGAGUCAGCCUCCAAUUAUCCAUGAUAUUGACACCAGCUCCCCCAGUGACAAUGAGCAGCUGGGAGCCAUACCUUUUGUCACCAACAUCGAUUUGGGGGCUCCACUCGAUAUUCCCGCAGCUGAACUCCCCCCAUCUGAGCUUGAGGAGUCCUGCUCUGCUCCUCUCAUGACUGAGAUCCCUGUCUCUACUGUAUUUGACACACCUGCUGAUAUCGGACCGAUUUCUGUGAGCCCUCCUGGGGAGAGUCCUGUCUUCACUACCGAACUCGAGGUUGACAUCCCCACAGAGACCAUUACAGCCACUGAUCCUUCCUCUCAUGUUGAUGCUGAUGUGAGCUUUGUUCCAGAAAGUAAAGAGCUGCCGAGCUCAGUCUUGGUUACAGAAGACUCCACUGAAGAAAGUCCCGCACUAGAGACAGUUGGUUCAGUGGAGGCAGGGGAGGAGGCAGCAGUGGAACAGGAGGCAACAGAGCUGUCUGAGACAUUGACCCAGGAUGAGAGAGAAGAAGAAGAAGAGCCAUCAGCUAGUUUUGAUUUGCGCGACACAAGCAGCUUUGAUGACGGGCUGAGGAGGAGGAAUGUUCCCUCUUUCGAGGCUCCAAGACCAAGAACAUCAGAUGAGGAAGAUGAGGAUGAGGAAGUGGAGUUCAAGAUGCCUGAGAAGAAGGAGGAAAAGCCAUGGUUCUCCUUGAACAAAUGCAUUGUGGGAGCUCUGAUUCUGCUCUUUUUAGGUUCCCUCUUCCUUUCAGGUUUCCUCUCUGACCUGGAUUAUGGUGACUUUGACGCCUCUGAACUGAGUGAUGGAGAACAAAGCCAGGACUGGCUUAGCAGUGAUCCACAGGAUAUGAAAGAGUUAUUGGAUAAACUGACACAGGAAAACCAACAAAUCGCGCUGCUAGAGGCUCAACUACAGUCUCAGAAAGAAGAACUCGACGCAGCACUGAAGGCAGUAGCAGUGAGUGGUGAUGAAAAAGGUAAAGCAGAUCUUGAAAAAGAAAAUACAAAGUUGAAGGAGGAGCUGUUGUCUCUCCCUGAACUGAAGAAAGAGCUGGAGAGUCUGAGGGCCAGGGUAACUGAACUCAACCAGCUUACAGCCAAUCAGAAAAUGUCUGUGGCUACUCCUACUUCAGCCCCUCAGCCUGUUGACAAAGAUGGCCAGAGUAAGCAGAAAGCAGCUGGACCUGAGAGGAGAGAGGACAUAAAUGAGGGAGGCAGGCUGAAGGAGGAACUCCAGAAACAGAAGGUUCUUUUAGAGGAGAGCAGAAAGAGACUGGAGGGGAUGAGAAAAGAUGGAGGUGGUGGGAAAUAUGUCAGGGACAGUUUGGAGGAGAUCCAGAAGAAGCUCUCUGAACGAGUUGAGAGGUGGGGGAAGAAGAAGCCACAAGAGUCCAAAUGGAAAGGGAACAAGGGCAAAAACAAUGAGCGGGACCACUGGAAGAAACAAGAAAAGAAAGAGUGGAGAGGAGAGAAAGAGUGGAAGCACAGCAAAGAGGGAGGGUGGAAGGACAAAGAAGAUAAGAAGGAAAAUGAAUGGAAGUCUCAGAAGCAAAACUCUCACAAAGAGGCCUGGAGGAAACACCAGGACGAGUGGGAGAGGAAGAAGGACGAGCGCAGAAUGGACAGAGAGGAGAGGAGGAAGGAGAAACCAUGGCACAGCCAGCCUAGUAAAAACCCUCGCCACCACAGUCAUCAUCAUCAUCAGCAUCACCAUCGUGAGCCCCACCAGCCUCAUCAGCACAACCACAACGAUUUCUGGAGAGACCAGGAGCAGAAACUCCGGCGCAACGUCCACCCCCAGCUGGGCUGCAGCUCUGUGGACAACUGCGCCAGCAAGGAGGGGCUCUAUGCAGUGGAGCUGUCUGAGUUUGAGGAACUGCUGGAGGGCUACCUGAGCAAGCUUGAAGGAUCUUCAUCCGAGAGCAAGGACAAGAUCCGAAAGCUGACUGCAGAGUUCUUCGAGGACGGCGUGUUUAUCCACGACAGGGUCCUUUUCAGCGACUUUGCUGAGGACAUAGCGGACAUUCUGGAGGACAUGGUGGACAUUUUAGAGGGUGAUGGGCAGAAGGACAACGACUCCCUGGAGGAGGAAAUGGAGGAAUUUGAACGAGAAGCCCUCUGGAAGUUUGCCGCCACAGCUUAAAUAGAGACACGUAGGGGGAAAGGAGUAAAAUAAAACACUAAGAUACAGCACAAGUGGUGGUUUUAUAGGACAUUUCUUGCCUACCUUCUCCUCUUCAGAGCUGUAAUUGUAGUAGCUUCUGGUACAGAGUGGUUGUGCCUCUCAUAAAUGUGUCCCUCUGAGUCUUUAAUUAUAAGCUAGACUUGUGCUUGUCAUUUUGGACUUAGUUGUUGUUACCUACCUCUGUCAGGUCAUGCCUCCUAAUGCAAAGUCCUUCAGUAAUGUGUUGUGUGGAUUUUCCUCUGCUAUAUAGUGUUUUCUCAGUACCUAGUGCAUGUUGCAGUUCAUAAUGUACAUUCUAAGUGAUAAUGUUCAGAUCACACAAACACAAGGUUUUAAGGAGAUGGUAUUUUUCUGUUGAGCACCAGUGCAGUUCAGUUAAAUAUAUUCAUACAAUACAGUAUUAGACAUGUUGUCAGUUACAGAAAGGCAUGUUAAAUUGACUGUUGAAUACUUUUCUGUCAUUUGACUGACUCUCUCUCCCCUGUCAGGGAAUGCAACCUUCCUCUCCUCCAAACAGGUUAAAACAAAUGCUAAGAAAUUUUUGUGGAGAUGAUUUGCCUCAAGUCGGCUGUGACUGUCUGAUCCCACAGGAUGAGAUUCCCGUUCUUUCGGUGAUAAUAAUAAGAUCCGGUCAGACCAGUUUUGUGUCAGCAGCUCUUUAGUAGAUUUGGGCAAACACACAGAGAGAGUGCUGUGUUAGAGCCCUAAGCGUUUGGUUUCUAGAUCUGAAAGACUUUUAUUGCUCUGACUCUCAACUGUCAGUUUACAGCAGAUGUGUGGAACAUCCAGGUGAAACCAACCUGAUAUACACACACACACACAUAUAUAUGUACAUGGCAUACACAGCCAUAGUGGAAGUAAUGACAGGUAAAUCACUUUAGCACUUUUCUCAAACAUUCACAUUUAAAGUUUUUUUUCAGUUCAUUUUUCAGUUUUUUUCUCUCUGUUUACUUUUUAUUUACAUUUUUUUUUUUAGACCACCAGUUCUCUUUAAUAUUUUUUUGUAAUGUAGCCAUGGGGACCUCCAACACAUGAUCUACAUACACUGGGUAUCCCAGAGCACACAGAGUAAAACAUGUAGAGUUUAGUGAUCUUUAGUAACCCCCAAAGUGUCUCAUUUAAUAAUUUCGUUAAUUUGUCUAAAGGAGACUGGCAACCAAACCAGUCAUUUUGCAUUUUCCUCUUAUUUCGUUAGCAGGUUGUUGCAAAUUGACAUACACACAGGUGACAUAGCACCUUUUUGGUUCUAGAAAAAAAGAAAAAUAAGGAAGCUGCUAAAUUUCAUGUUGUUUUCUAAGUUGAAUAACAGGCAAAGGUAAAACACGAAUGGUCUAUAAAGUGUUGCAGCAUUACGUUUUUAAUAGAAGUAAAACACUGCUUUUUUCUUUCAGGUUUGAUCUUAGUUAUAUUUGAUCAUGAAAGAUUCCCUCUUUAGGUGGAUGUGAAGUUCAAAUCGACAGAUUGUGAUUGUUAGUUCUCACUUUUCAGUGAUUGAAAGAAGCUUUGAUGUGUUAAUGUUUAUUUAUUCUGUCACUACACUGCAGCUCUUUUCUUUAUUUUUAACUAGAAGAACCACACUUUGUUCCAGGCCAUGCACACUAAAUGUGAAAAUAGUGAAGUUUUCAGUUAUUUUGGUUUUGAGAAAUGUAGUUUGCCAGCUACUGCGUACGUGCCUUUAAUAUUAGAGAUAUGUUUGAUUGAUCAAGAGGUCUUUGAUUUCGUUUGCUUCUGCAAGGUUAUAAAGAAAACAGUUUUACACAACUUUUGAUUCUAGUAUGUUUUUAUGGCAGAGAAUUAAUGUCAAAGGAUAUCAGAUAUUUGUUAAACUUUGUCUUUUCUGCUGUUUCUACAGAGGAACGCUUUCUUUAGACCAAAAAAAAAAAAAAGCUUAACCAGAACAGAUGAAUCCUUUAAUGAAACGCGU